Messenger RNA from Wasmannia auropunctata (little fire ant), 3413 nucleotides. Its product is annotated as protein DENND6A. Gene Ontology annotation, cellular component: recycling endosome. The coding region runs from base 645 to 2378 and encodes 577 amino acids. The transcript has 10 exons. NCBI's taxonomy places the organism in Eukaryota, Metazoa, Arthropoda, Insecta, Hymenoptera, Formicidae. The record is from RefSeq and is a predicted model, not a curated record. Gene Ontology annotation, molecular function: guanyl-nucleotide exchange factor activity.
GCCCCGCGGAUCGCCGUAACGGAGGUUAUAAACAUCUGGGUAUCCAAACGAGCUAUGAAGACUCUCCUCGACGAGGCGGGGAUCGUCGUCGUCCGGAGACGGGAAACAUAUGGGGGCCUCGGCAUGUGCACGGCCAAGCGCAUCGACGCAAGUAGACGCACCCGUCGCGUGGCGUUGAGCGUGUCUACUCCUGGCUGGACCAGCCUCUGACUCGGCCUCCAAGCAAGCGGAGAAGGCGAUACAUACUCUCGCUCCUGGAGUACCAGGGGGGAGGGGGGACCGUACAUGCGAAUUUGAUUUUUUUCCUUCGGACACACAUCGCCAAACAGGGUACAGAAUUUUUCAAGACUAGCCGUAGUCGUAGAGGAUGUUUGAACGUUAGUGCGGAGAACUAGAAGAGAUUUAUAUAUAUAGUUGAUGCAUACAGCGUGUAAUAUAUGCAAAUAUAUAUAUAUCUACAGCGCUCAUUCGGAAUCUUUAUGCGAUCUAUUGUAACAUGACAUAUAAUUGUUAAGCCAAGUGCCGGUGCGAGUGUCAUGCAGCUGAAGAUAAUCAUGUUGCACAAUGAUGAAUGACACACGUAGUUAGUAUAUGAGACAAGUGACUGGAUUAGUUAGGGAAUAGAUAAAAUAGAAGAGAGAACAAUGUCAGUUCCUUCCUGCUCAACAAGUAAAGGACUGGAAACUGAAACUACUAUGAAGGAUAAGGUGGCGUACGGAAAAUGGGAACGUUUCAGCAACUGGGUGCAUUGUAUAUGCAUCGUUACCUUCGAUCUCGAGUUGGGUCAAGCUAUAGAGGCAAUUUAUCCAAGUCAUGUCAAAUUAUCGGAGCAAGAGAGAUCCAAUGUCUGUUACUUAGCCUUCCCCGACUCCAAUUCUGGAUGCAUGGGAGAUACUCAGUAUCACGUAAGAAUAAGGCAAAGCAGUAAAAUGGUGCAAGAAACCAAUGCUCUCAAGGAAUACGACAGGAAAUCACCUUCUUUUCUACAAACUGAUAGAGAUUAUUACUGGGGAUACGUAUACUUUCGACAAGUGAAGGAUAAGUCGUUGCCGAGGGGAUACUUUCAAAAGAGUGUCGUCAUAAUUACGAAACUGCCAUUUGUCAAUCUGUUCGGUGAAUUAUGUGCUUUAAUCGCGCCGGAAUUUUUCGAGGCGGGAACAGCGCUUAUGGAAGCCGUGGUGCACCAGAUCGAUCACUGGCCACCUCCAGUUCCAGGCCAGAUGGUUCACUUACCUCUUAUCGGGGUGCUAUUCCAGACGUACAUCCCGAAUCAAAAUUACAAAGCCGCUGUUCCGUCGAUCGCCGCCAUGGAGCACACCCCGAACGUGCACUCGACGCGAAGACUGAUACUGACAUCAGCCUACGAAGGCGACAUGUUCCGGAGUCUGGCCAGCGUUGUCAGUUACGUGCAUUUACUGUGGGAACUGGUGAUCCUCAGCGAGCCAAUCGUUGUGAUGGCAGGCUCGCCGACCACAUGCUCCGAGAUGGUUCAAGCGCUCAUAGCCAUGAUCGCACCGUUGAAGUAUUGCGCCGAUCACCGCCCGUAUUUCACCAUUCACGAUUCGGAAUUCAAGGAGUACACGACCGACUCGCCGGCGCCGCCUGCUGUGAUCCUCGGCGUGACAAAUCCGUUCUUCGCGAAGACGCUGCAACACUGGCCGCACAUCAUUCGGAUAAGCAACGGCAACAACAGCGAAGAUCAGAAAUACAAAAUCAAGAGAUCUGAAAAUCUGAAGGUGCUGGACUCGAAGCCGGGCGUUUACACACAGUACAAACCUUUCCUGCAGAAGGACAAGACUAUACUGAAGAAUUUGUUCAGGGGCAUUCAGACGAAACGGCCGGGCGAGGUGCAGACCUUGCUGUUGAAACGUCACCUAAUAGAGCUAACGGAGAGCUUCAUGAUUCCCCUCGAGAGAUACAUCGCGACCCUCAUGCCACUGCAAAAGAACAUAUCACCCUUCAAGGCAACUCCUACACCACAAAUGUUCAAUCCAGAUGACUUCCUAGCUAGCUUAAGUAGCUCCGGUCCCCAAUUAACUACAGGCAUAAAAGGAGAUUGGGUAGGGCUGUACAAACGAUUCUUUCGAUCGCCGAACUUCUCCGGAUGGUUCCACGCAAGGUACAUGGAGCUGAGUCAACAGUUGCAAGUUAAACAGUUGGAGAAAUUAUCGCAGGCGGAUUUGAAGACGUGGGUGCAGGGGAAGCAAGAGGUGGAAGUGGUCGAUAUGAUUCUCAGAAUUCGCCAGAAGUUGGAGAGAAGCUGCAUCGAUGACGUACCAAUCGAUAACUCGGUAAGGGAGAGACUGCGGGAGAGAAUAAACGAUAUUACGCAUGUGUUGCCGGACGAUUUGAAGGUAAUCUUAAGACACGAAUCUUGACAGUACGAGUACGUUAUUAACUACAAAACUCGCUAGCGAUUAUAUUUAUUUCUAAGAGCCGGGUAUCGUAUUUUUAAGUCAACUAAAAAAAAAAGACGUAAUAUGUAAUAAGAUAAUUUAAAGAUGCUCCACUCCCUUUCCAUUUGUAUAAUGUAAACGAACGAAAGAGUGUCAACGCAGUUAUAGUAUAUUUGAGUAUACGAUGAACAUUUCAUUAAAAGAGAGGAUGCUGUUAUACGUAUUUUAACCUGCAGCUCAAAAUACUCGCCGCAGACGGGUUGAUGAAGUAAAUCCAAUGUUUAUAUAUAUGUAUAGACAAAUUAAUCGUGGAAACAUUAUCUUAUACGUGUUUAAGCGUAUCACUUAACCCUUUGAGUACGGAGCUGAGUGCUGAGUUCUACUGUGGCUGGAACCCAGCUGAUGAUGAACAAACUCUGUGUUGUUUUUCGUGCUUAUCGAAUAAGAUAAUUAUGUCGAAAAAUUAUUCGCGAUAUAUAGGUUGAUUUACUAAAAUACUUGUCUCAAACUUAUAUGAUAUUACUUAUUUAUAUUUAUUUAUAUAUAUAAAUUUAUUUAUGUACAUGAAUUUCAUGAAGCUAAAUUGUUUAAAAAAAAAUUGCGUAAUAUGCACCCACGAUACUCAAAGGGCUAAGUACUUCAACGCUUUUAUACUCGGUAUAUGGUAUUUCGUCAAUUUGUGAUCUUAUCUCGCUCUAUUAAGCUUGACUGAUCACACAGUGCAAUUUGAUUUUCUUCACAAUGCCAACUCAAUAGCUUCCAUCCUCUACUCGACCAAGUCAUUCCGAUCAAUGAUUUUAUACAUGCAGCGAUCUUUUUUUGUUAUCAAGUACCGAUAAAAUACUCUACUCUCGGGACAAUGAGCGAUAAUGGUAAUCUCAUGGAAAUAAGCAUGAAUUUCAACUCAAGUGGAAUGUGAAGAGAUUGAAAUGUUAAGCAAUUGUACAUACAUUUUUUUAGAUCUGUAAAUAUUGGUACAAACGAUGCGUAUAUAAUAAAAAUUUAUUUUAAUAUAUA